Ipomoea triloba (trilobed morning glory) is the source of this 660-nucleotide messenger RNA. RefSeq names its product protein FAR1-RELATED SEQUENCE 6-like. Bases 1 to 660 code for a protein of 219 amino acids. Gene Ontology annotation, biological process: regulation of DNA-templated transcription. The record is from RefSeq and is a predicted model, not a curated record. NCBI's taxonomy places the organism in Eukaryota, Viridiplantae, Streptophyta, Magnoliopsida, Solanales, Convolvulaceae. The transcript has 3 exons.
AUGACCGAUCAAUGUUCUGCUAUGUCUGCUGCAAUUUCACAAGUUUUCCCAAGUGCAAGACAUAGACUUUGUAUUUGGCGUAUUGGAGAGAAUUCAAAAAAGCAUAUCAAAGGUUUAAGGAGUCAAAAAGGCUUUAUGGAGUUAUUUAAUCUUCUAUUGAAGUACACGAACACAGAAGCUGAGUUUGAAUUUUAUUGGAAUAGGAUGGUGACAGAGUAUAAGUGCCACACAAAUGCUUGGUUAGACAAAUUGUAUGAUAUUAGGGAGAAGUGGUGUCCUGCUUUUAGUAAAGAUUACUUUUCUGGAGGUAUUUUAUCGUCCCAACGAAGUGAGACUACAAAUCAUUCAGUUUCAAGAAGGUUAUCUAAAACAUCUGGGUUGUGUGAUUUUUAUAACUCUUUUGUCAAUGUGGUUUCUAAGUGGAGGAGUAAAGAGAAUGGAGAAGAUGUCCGGUGUUCUCAAGGGUUGCCUACAAUGACAUUGGAUCAUGUGAAGCUUCUUUUACAUGCUAGGAAUGUAUACACCAUAGAGAAAUGGGUAGAAAAUUGCAAAGGUUGGUUCUAUCAAGUCAAGACAAUUGCAAAGCUCGACAAGUCUGUGAAGAAAUUUUUGAAGAUGGUAGAAGAAGGAUUGAAGGUGAGGUUGGUCCAUUUGCUUUGA